AUGGCCAAGACAUUGCCACUCCCACCCCAUUUCUUUCAAUGCCCUGAUCUAACGGAACGAGAAGUCCAAUAUUUGAUUGGAAAAGCAAAAGAAUCAGCGAAAUCAUUAGUUGAUGCUACACGUAAUAAUGAAGGACCUGUACGAUGGGAAGAAGCAGGUAUGCAUCGUGGUGUACAAUUGUAUAAAGGUGAAGCUCGAUAUCCUGAAAGUGUGGUGGGGGAAUCCAUAACGUACGGCUGUGGUGCCACGACCAUUCAAUCGACUUUAGAUGAAGUUGCGGAUUUCUUUGAUGUCUCGACUGAUGCAAAAUUAGCUGAUUUUGUUGAGAGUUUUUCCGAUAUAUUAGAUGCUCAACUUCUCUAUGUAUUAGAAGAUCCGGCACUUUUAAAUGAUCCACGAUACAAUGCACGAACUCAACGAAAUGGAUGUAGUAAAAUGCUCAAUGCAAAUCAAGUGACUGUCUCGUGGUUUGCUAUUGACAUUCCAUCGAAACUUUUAAAGAAUCGGGACUUUCUAACUGUUGAAUGUCAAAGUACGUUUCUGGAUGUCAGUGGACGUCGUGGAUGGGUACGUUCGUAUCAUUCGAUUAAAUUACCAUGUUGUCCUGAAUUAAGUGAUUACAGUCUCGUACGUGGUAGUUUUUACCAUACGGGAUAUGUGUUUGUGGAAAGUGAACGUCCUGGAUUUCUCGAUGUGAUUUUUAGUGCUCAAGUGAAUUUAAAAGGAAGUUUAAAAGUUCCUGCACCAUUAUAUGCUACCAUUCAAAAGAAACGAUUGACAAGUAUUGCUCAAUUGCAAAAACUUAUCACACGUCGACGUUUAGGAGCUCAACGAUUCCUAGGUGAUCUUGAACUUGUACCAAAGAGUCAACGAACUCAUUGUAACUUAUGUUCCUCGAAAUUUGGUUUGAUCAAUCGUAAAUCUCGAUGUCGAAAGUGUGGUGAAGUUGUUUGUGCAUCGUCUUGUAGUACUGAAUGGGAAGUUUCGAUCUCGGGUCAAGGUGUACGAAAGGUACGAGUGUGUUCCAAAUGUGCUCAGAAUACCGAUCCUUCUGCUUUUGAAGGAUUAACACCAAGUGAACAAUAUUCCGAGACAAAUAGUGGUCAAGAUGAAGAUGCACCGUAUGCAAAUGUUCAUGCACCAGGAUAUCAAUAUGAACGAUACAAUCGAAGUGAAUCUGGUUCUUCUCCAACAUCACGUAGUGGACGUCAUGGUCAACCAAGUUUGGAUAGUGAAGAUUCUGAUAGUCAACGACGUCGUUUACAAGCAUCAGGUCGACGUGGUCAUAAUGAAAGUUUAAGUCCACGUGGUGAUAGUUUUUAUGAAUCGGAAUUAGAAUAUCCACGAACGAUGGAAAUGCCAGGGAAUGACAGUAUGGAGUCUGAUCGAUACCUUCUCGAUGGAAAUGAAUCGGAAGAAUAUAUGCAAUCAAGUGAUAAACGACGUGAUGAUCGAAGAUAUGAUCCACGUAAUCCAGAUGUGUACGACCACGAAAUGUUUGGACGUUCACCGCCACCUUAUCGUGAUGAUGAACAACGUCGUGCAUUACAACGACAACAACGUGCUUUGCAACAACAUCAGAACAAACAACGACUUUUACAACGUCAACAACAUCAUCAAGAUGAAUUGAGACGACGGCGUCAGUAUCAAAACGAUGAUUCAGAGCAAUAUCGAGAUGGUAUUGAACCAUUUGCAAGCAGUCAAUCAAGCGGAACAAGUUCUGGUGCACCAUCAUUUUUGACGUCGAGUUUAUUGGCACAACAUACGAAAGAUAGUGGAAAACCUGGUCCUGUAACAAGAACCGAACGGGCAGCAACGAUUCAAGAGCGAACAAAACGGAGAGGACCAGAUCCUCGAGAACCAGAACGACGUUUAGCAGCUCCUGCUAUGCCGUCAGACCGACCAUUAACGCGUCUGGAACAGAUUCAAGUGAAAUUGUGGGAGGAACAAGAAGCAAGAUUUCGUGAUCAAGUUGAUAUGGGACCAUCCUACGAUUUUGAACUUGAUCUAGAACCGGAAGUUCCUACAAAAUCAACUCGUUAUCAACGAACAGGAAGUAUCGAUGGUUUAACACGACGACGUGGUCCAAAAUUACCAGCUUUUUUCCGUAGUGCUGAAUCUCAAGGACAUGGUACACCAACUGGCGAGUCCCCAUCAGUGAAACCACCACCAUUUCCUAAAGUACAGGGUACGUAUUCAGGUCAAACGGUUAGUGUAGCAGAUGACGAAGAUCGACUUGAUUUCGUGGGACCCCGUGACGACUCAAUUAGUCGAUUAUCAAGAACUUUUGGUGCAUUAUUACGUCCGGAAGAUUUACGUCCAACUGAGAAAAGUGUACAUUUUAGUGAUGAUUCGACUGGACAAGAUGAAGGUGGUACAAGUGAUUAUGAAAAAUCAUUUGACGAGCAAGAAGAUGCAGGAACGUGGAUGGAUGUUUCGGAAUCAACAGUUGUGAAACUCUAUGAACGAAUUUUGAAGCUUACUAACAAACAGCAUGAAUUAGAGUCGCAACCAGAAUCCGAUCCGAAAGAAAAAGAAGAAGUUGCUCGGGAGCUGGAAAAUUUGUACGAUGAACUUCAUGCUGCUGAAGAAAUGAAGUGA
Molecule: messenger RNA, 2601 nt
Organism: Plasmopara halstedii
Lineage: Eukaryota; Oomycota; Peronosporomycetes; Peronosporales; Peronosporaceae
Product: Membrane trafficking and cell signaling protein HRS, contains VHS and FYVE domains
Exons: 1
Coding region: 1-2601 (866 amino acids)
Molecular function (GO): metal ion binding
Source: RefSeq, a predicted model, not a curated record